GAAUAGUAGGUCAAUUGAUCGAUGUGGUGCAGCUUAGCAGACUUAGCUUUGCGAAGGAGAUGAGGGUGUAACUUUACUGCAUCAAGAAUUUGUAGUAUCAUAGGAUGUAGCCUGAUACAAUGGCAGGAAUGAAACCAGUUGGUACUGAUCCUUGGAGGAUACCAAAUGAAACUCGUGCAAAGUUUGAUGAGCAGUUCCUCCAGUUGAAGCCAGUCAAUGGCUUGAUAACCGGACAGCAAGCCAAAAGUUUAUUUUUACAAUCAGGACUUCCACCUCAAGUAUUGGCUUUGGUUUGGGCAUUAGCUGAUAUGAAUGCUGAUGGGAAGAUUGAUCAACAUGAAUUUGCAGUAGCAAUGCACCUGAUUCAACUCAAACUGAAGGGUUAUGAACUUCCAAAAACAUUACCACCAAGUCUCAGAAAUCCUACUAUUCCAAUCAGUUCUGGAAUUUCAACUUUCAGUCCAAUGACUUCUGUUGGGAUGAUUCCUCCCCCUUCCUCCAUGGGAAUGGUUCCUCCUAUGUCAACUGCCUCACAGGUGAGACCUUCAGUUGUGAAUGGUGGUAUGGGAAUUGGUCAAGGAGUGUUACCUGUAAUUCCAGCUCCCAGUGUACCCAUUGCUUCUGUAGCCUCAUUAGCUCAGGGAUUUGUUCGACCAGCUUCACCUGUGGAUGCGAAUCUACAGAGAUCAACUUCAGUGAGCAGUCAGGAUUCACCUACGGCUUCGGUCAGCAUGGGAGAGUGGAUGAUACCUCAAUCUUCCAAACUCAAGUAUACCCAAAUGUUUAACACCCAUGACCGAACUCGAAGUGGGUAUCUUACUGGGCCUCAGGCUCGAAAUAUCCUGAUUCAGACAGGUCUGCCACAUGCUGUCUUAGCCCUAAUCUGGAACUUAUCAGACAUCGAUUCUGAUGGGAGACUGUCAUGUGAAGAGUUUGUGCUGGCUAUGCACCUUGCAGACUGUGUUUCAGCAGGAGAAAAGUUGAAACCCACAUUACCACCAGAAUUGAUCCCACCAUCAUAUCGACGAAAUCGAUCAUCUAGUGUACAUUCCACUGGAUCGGCAACGUCUAGUCAGAAUCUUCUAGCCGAUCUGGGGUCUAUGAUGGGUGAAAUGAGGGAUGAAGACAGAGUCAAAUCACUAGCUACAUUUGAAGAUAGACGAAGGGAGAAUUUUGAGAAGGGUCAAGCAGAACUGGAAAAACGACGACAAGCUUUACUGGAAAUUCAAAGAAAAGAACAGGAAGAACGUGAAAGAAAAGAAAGGGAAGAACAAGAACGGAAGGAAAGAAUCAGGCAAGAGCAAGAGAGAAGACGUCAACUAGAACUUGAGAAACAACUUGCUAAACAACGAGAAAUUGAACAAGAGAAAGAAGAACAAAGGCGAAAAGUACUUGAACAGAGAGAGGCAGCAAGAAGAGAAAUGGAGAGGCAGCGACAAUUAGAGUGGGAACGACAGAGAAAACAAGAACUGAUGGCUCAGCGACAGAAAGAACAAGAAGCAGUGUGCCAUCUGAAAAACCACAGUAAAAACCUUACUUAUGAACUGGAACAGCUGAACAACAAAAUAAAUGAGCUGUCACAGAAAGUGUCAGAGACCAGAAAAGGUGUAACAGAUAUAAAAUCUUCCAUUGAUGACAUGAGAGUCCAGAGAGAUACUAAGCUGUCAGAAUUAAACAGUAUGAAGCAACAGAUGAAGGAGUUGAAUGAUAGACUGUUAGAUUUGAACCAGGAGAAAAUGCACACGAGUGGUCAGCUCAAAACUGCUUCACAAAACAAUCCAACAGCUGAAUCAUACAACAUUGUGAUGCACAGCUACAACAACAAACAAGCUACCCUGAACCAGUUACGAAGUACCCUUUCCAGCAUUGAGACUGAAACAGCUCAGAAACUUCAAGACAUAGAAAACAACAAUUCUGAAUUGAAGGAAUUAAAGCAACAAUUAGCUGAUAUAAUGAAAGCAAAUGGAAAGCUUCAACAGGUGUAUGAAGAAAAACGGCUAAAUGUUUUGCAGCUUAAAAAAGAAAAGGAUAGUACAUUUACUGAACCACAAGUACAGCAGAGUAUUCAACCUGAUAUGACAAGUUUUGAUGAUGUCUGGGGAAACAGUGGAGCAGAGUUUCAGGAUGACAACUGGGCUGAGUUCAACAUCACAACUGAAGUGCAAAAUGAAAAUACCACAACUGUUGCUUUGUCAGAUGCUUUGACAAGUUCUGAAGAGGAAUCUUCAAGUAUGAAAAAAUAUCGAGCACUUUAUGCCUUUGACGCUAGAAAUGUUGAUGAGCUAUCUAUCAUGCCAGGUGACAUCAUCAUGGUUCCCAUUGAUCAAAGUCCAGAACCUGGUUGGCUAGGUGGUGAGUUAAAGGGAAAGACAGGUUGGUUUCCCGAGUCAUAUGUGGAGUUAGUUGAAAGUCCCAUUGGAACUUCACAAACCAUUCAUAUCAUGGGAACAGAAAUGAAAAGGACUUUAGAGGGAAUAUCUGAGGACCCUGAGAAUGGGGUGGCUGCUCGAAAUGUGGGAGAAGAAUUGCCACGAGAUACAUUACAGCCAUCUAAGAACUCUUCGUUCACUCAACUGAAGACUGGAGUAUCAGGAACCUCUUCUCCUAUACCUGGACAAGGCCAAGCUGCUCCUGAAGGUCUACAGGCUCAAGCUCUUUUUCCCUGGAAAGCCAAAAAGGACAACCACUUAACAUUCAACAAAGGAGAUGUUAUCUCUGUAAAGGAACAACAAGACAUGUGGUGGUAUGGGGAAUUCCAAGAAAAGGUGGGAUGGUUCCCCAAAUCCUAUGUGAAGCUAAUUGCUGGACCGCUGAGGAAUCAAGAAAAUACUAUUCAGUCUCCUUCUGAAACUCUGACAGCAUUCGGGGAAGACUUUCAGACUGCAUUAACAGAAGAAGCUGAAUAUUUUGUAGCCAUGUACCCAUUCCAGUCCCAGGAGCCUGGAGAUUUAUGCUUUCAACAGGGAGACACCAUACUGGUAACCAAGAAAGAAGGGGAUUGGUGGACAGGAAACAUUGGAAACAGGAGUGGCAUCUUUCCUAGUAAUUAUGUCAGUAAAGUAGAUUCUGUACCAGUUGAGGAACCAACUAUUGAAUCAACUCACACAGAUGAAUUCAAACAGGAACCAAUUAUUAUUGAACAAACUCAUUCAGAUGAAUUGGACCAGCUCUCAACCACAGUCCCAUCUGACACCUUUUCAGCUUCAGUCACACCUUACACUGCAGAGGCUACAAGGUCAGACAGUCCUGCAGUUGAGAGUCCUAAGCCUAAGAAUACCAGAUCAUUGAAGAAACCUGAAAUUGUGACGGUUCUUGCUGCAUAUAAAGGGACAGGGCCUGAACAGUUAACACUGGACCGAGGUCAACUUAUCCAAGUUCGUAAGAAAAGUUCAAGUGGUUGGUGGGAGGGAGAAUUGCAAGUGAAGGGAAAAAAGAGACAAAUAGGGUGGUUUCCAGCUUCAUAUGUGAAACCGCUAGGGGGUAGUGGUGCUAGUAGUAACCGUAGUACCCCAGACAUUAUUCAACAGUUCAUUCGGCAGCAAGAGGUCAUACAAGACACAAAUAUAUAUCAGCAAAGUCCAGAAAAAGUGGUAGCUUUGUACCCUUUUACACAGCAACAUGAGGAUGAACUAACAUUCCAAAAAGGUCAAGUAAUAAUUGUUAUUAACAAAGAUGACCCAUCUUGGUGGAGAGGUGAAAUGAAUGGAAAGGUUGGAUUAUUUCCUUCAAAUUAUGUGGAACCUAUUGCAAAACCAAGCUCAGUGACACCAACACCAGGACAAUGAAGGAGAGAGAGAAGUGGAUAAUUAAUUGUUCAGCGGGCAGCCCUGGACCCACUACCAUACACCAGUUACAGAUGCUUGCUUCAGUGAUCACAGCUGCUGUGGUCUAUUUGUCUAUUAUUUCUGUGUUACUGAGAGUUGGCUGUACAAUUCUAGUGUAGCUCUUAGUAUUUCAUGAUGUAUGUUAGUUAUACCUAUGCUGUGUUAUUUCAUUGUUUAUAUAUAUAUAUAUGGAAUAGUUACUUUUUGUUGUGUGCUAAAACACAAGAAGCAGAGAUGUUUCAUAAUUUUGUGUGAUUGAACUUAGAAUAUCUAAUAUGCAUUCUGUGUUUGCAAAAUUGUAUCAAGUUAUAUUGAAUCAUUUUAUGUAGCUUAAGACUUCUCUUGAGAAAAAUUAUUCAGCUGUGUACCUUUUUUUUUUGUAUAUUCCUUUCCUGUAGAAAGUGUUACAAAUGAACCAACCAUUCUUUUGUCUUGCCAAACUAUAUACCUGUCUGUAUAAUGGUAGGAUACUAAACAGGUGUUUUCAUAUAGUACUUCAAUAUAAGUCUGUUUUUGUAGUUUAUUCUGUGUAUUAUGUUCAAUCCAUCAUUAAUGUGUAACAUUAUUCUCAUCUGGUUUAGUGAUGUCUGAUAAAACUUACUUUAAUCAUAAUGAAUAAUAGUCAUUAUAAUCUUCUGAAAAUUUACAAAUAAAAUAGAUGUGUGUGUGUGUAAUAAAGGUAGACAUGUUUGUAUUACUGUAGAACAAUUUAUGAUGAGUUAUUCAGUAUUAUUAAAUAAAAUCAGCAAAGGUGGUUUGUUCAAAGACACUUUUCUUCACAUUUUUCUUUUAGAAGCAAUGUAUGUUUUAAGCUGUGAUAGCAAGGACAGAGGAGUUUUAACAUGAAUCUCAAAUGAGAAAAUUAGGUUUUCUAAACAUCAACUUUACUGAUAGUAUUUUCGGGUAUAUCAGUAUUGUUAGGCAUUACAUACUGAGGUUACGCUUCAAGUUGUAGCAUAUAAUAUACCAGUAGUAUUAUGUAAUGCAUAACAUAUAAUAAGGUAAUUGUAAUUUCUUUAUAGCCACAUAGAAAAGCUAAGAUUAACUUUGUUGUCUGAUAUACUUAUAAAGGAACACUUCAGUAUUCUAUACUUCACACUAUAUUAUCCAAACUGUUUAUUUCAACACAUCAAAUUUAUUAAGUGUUAAGUGCUGGACACCAAAGAAUGAAAUAUAUUUUUAUGCUUUCUACCUGUGGCACUUGUCUAAAGUAUAAUCUGUCUUCUCAAGUUUUAUUGGUCUUUCUUAUUUUAGUGUGUAUCUUUCUAGAUAUAUUAAGUCUUAAUUAUGUGUGUGUGUGUUAAAGUUCUUUUAAUUGGUAAUUAAGUUGCAGUACAUUUUAUUAUAUUCUAGAUUUCUAUGAGCUUGUGCCUAAGUUGGUAUUAUAGAAGUCUACCAGAAUUAAAGCUGGUAAGAUACUUAAUGAAUUAGGUGCUUUUUUUAAGUUCCUGAAGUUUAUUAGAGUAUAAUAGAAUAGGUAAGAUAGCUCUGCUAUGCCAGCCUUUGAUUUUGCAUGCUUCUCUGGUAGUGGGUCAAGGGUAGCCAAGCAGCUGAAUGGUAUGGUCUGUUUAUUUUGUCUUGGUUUUUCUUUAAUGUGGUCUAGUUUAAACACUAUUACCAUUUUUGUGUUUUGGGUUUGUUAUAUGACUACCCUUGAACCACUACUUGAUACACUAAAUUGGUUCAUCUACAGAAUUUUUGCCUGAGGCUUUAGUGUACCUAGUGUUAAGUUAUCUUUAUUGUGAAAUUACUUAGGUACACAGCUAAUUUUAUCUUAUCAUUUUUAUCAGGUCUGUUGCAUCAUUAAGUUGUAAAUACAUAUACAUAAUUCUAGGUUUAAUACAACUUUAAUGCUAGAUGAGUCUUGUUCUGAAGACCUGUAUGAUAUAUUCAAAUUGUUCUUUAGGCUUAUACCAACACAUUUCCUGAGAUCUAUAAUAUAUGUGGCAAAUGAUUGAAUUUCACAUAUUUUCAUUCCUGAGUUUAAUAUUUGAAAACAAGAAACAACUAAUGAAAAGAAUAUCAUAUUUAUUGUCAUUGUUUUAUUUUUGUAAGAACCUACUUUAUAAUCUUUUUUCAGAGCUCUGAUUUUAACUGUAUAACUUAACCAGUGUAUCGUAACAUAAUUAAAAUUUAUUUAGUUAAUCUCUUGUAUUGUAAUGUUAAAAGUUAAUAAAACACCAUGCACUAGUUAAAAUGUGUAAAUUAUCACUAGUUAACUUGUGAUGUUCUAAAAUUGAGAUACCUAAAUACCUACUAAUCAGAUAGAACAGUCAUUAGUAAAAAUUGUUAGGUACACUUACUCACUGCGCAGAAGUCCUGAAACAUUAAUUUCACACACAGGUAAUAUUAAAAUUUAAAAAAAAUCCUUACUACUAUGUAGUUUUGAUUUGCUGAAAUUUAUAGUUACACAUUAACACACUACACUAGAACUUUCUGAAUGUUGCAUUAUAAUGAUAUUAGUAUUAUUAGCUUAAUGCAGCUUAUAAACAACCUUAUAACAUCAAAUUUAUUUUUUUGAUUUGACUCUCAACAUUUUGCUUUAUGAUUUAUGUUUUAGUGGAAUGCUUCUGAAGAAGCUGUAAAGCUAAAUGUUGAGAGCCCGAUUAAAGAAAAGUAACAAAUUUGAUAGUGUAAGGUCAUUUAAUACAGAUAUUAAAAUGUCUUUUAUUCACCAAUAUGCAAUACAUAAAUUUAAAAAAAUUUAUUAUGCUAAUAUAUUUAGACAGCUUGAGCUAUCUCAUUAUAUACAUUCUUCUGGAAUUACAUCUCCAAAUAUUUCUGCUGUCUUUAGAUAAAAAAAUAUCUAACAUAAUGACACAGAAAAUCAUUGAAAAUUUCAUUAUUUCUGUUGGAAAGUUACUAGCAUUGGAAUAUAAUUAUCAGCAGAUAAGGUUUUGAAAUUACUAUGUUUUAAUGUUUGUAUUUUAAUAUAAUGUAUUCAAGAUCUAGAAUAUCUUAUGUCUUCAGGAAUUUUAAAGAAAACAUUAAAAGCAUCUAUUUUGAAUGGCCCCUAGACUUAAAUUGUGAUGAGUUGUCAUUUUAAUAUGUUUGAGUAAGAACCAAAUUAAAUGAUAUGUUUCCUAACCAGUUGGAUUAUUGUAAUAAAAAGCACCAAAGUAGACUUAUUAUCGCUAUACUAUUAUCACCUUAUAGCUGUUGCAAGUUUUAAAGGUAGCCCCCCCAUCAACUUUCAACAAUGACACAUUACAAUGAAUUGGGCAAUUCAUAAUGGAUAAUGCCCACAAAUGGUUCAAAUACCUCACAAAGCCAGUGUAGACACAGUCAUACUCAAGAAAUAGCUGUUUUAAAGUACAGCUUAUUCGGUGAGAAAACACAUUAGUGAUGAAGCCAUGUAUUUGGUUAGAAAUUAUUGGGUAAUAGCAUUUCUCUAAUAUUGGUGCUUUAUAUUGUACUUAAGGCUUGGUUGCAUAAUUAUAAAAUAUCCAUUUUGUAAAACAAGCAUUUGUAAUUGCAUGUCUUAGUACCCAGUGGUUGCAUCCUUACAUUGAGACAUUUGGCCGAUGAAGCAUUAGAUCAGAAUAUUUUUUAAAAGUCAGUCUGCAACUUUACAUUAAGACAAGUGACAUAUUAAGUCAGGAUAUUUUUAUAACAAGGCUGUAUCUUCACAGUCAUACAGUUAACUUUUAUUUUAAUAUUCUGUGUGGAAGAAGAUAAAGAAUAACCUCAGAAUUUUAUGUUUCCAUAAGGAACAAUCAUUAAUAUACUAUAUUAAAACAUUUUUAACAUGUUGCAUAAACACACAUUCAUAGGCACUGAGUAUAAGGGAAAUAACUGUUCGUAUGUGCUUUUGAUUAUACUAAUAUAGUAGGGGAUUGAGAAACUGAAGUUGUUGAUAGACACAUCACAUUCUUUCAUUCUAAGAUAGCCCUGUGUUACCAAUAAGAAUGAAUUGUUAUAUCUAAAUAUAGGCAUAGCUUUGUCACCUGAUACCUCUAUUGGUGGUUGCACAUAAUGGUUGUUAGAGGUCUGAAAUGAACAGUUAAUGAAAUUGUAGAAUUAUUCAAAUAAAUGUAUAAGAAGAUUAUGAGUUGUAAUUUCUAACCAUACACAUGUUUUUAGUUAUAAGAAUUAUUAUUUUCAAAGCCUCAACUAAAGUUUAAAAUAAAAUUACAUACAUCCUAAUAAAAAGCUGUUCCUUCAAGCAUAUUGAACAAGAACUAUGCUGCAUGUUUUAGAAUUAUGAUAGAUAAAAUUACUAAAACACAGUUUAUGGUAUCGGUGACUUAGCUGUUAACAAUACUAUUAUUAUUAGUGAUGGUAAUUAUUUGCUGUCUUCUAAAAACUGUUCAGCAACAGUGAAUGAAUUUAAUGCAUGCCAGUCACAUUCUAGAAACAGCUCUUGUUAUCAUUAAAUAACUGCUGUGUCAGUAAUAAUUGAGAUUUAACUAUAAUUUCUAGUUUACCUCUCCCCCUUUUAGGAAAAUAUUUAUGGCUGUAUGUCAGUUUUUCUCGUGCUGUUUAGAAGUAAUAUUUUUACAGACAGUUUUUAUUUUUUAGCCUUCUAUGAAAUUUACUUUGUUUGAUUUGUUAUUAGAAAAGUUAGUACUAAAUUUACAUAAGAUAUUUCUUUUUCUUUUUUUUUGCCUCGGUUACAAAAUGGUUUCUUAUGUGCAUGAAAUUGAAUUGAAAAGAUUAAAAUAUUUUUAUGGUUCUUUACUGUUCUAAUAACCUAGAGUUGAAGGUUUAAUCAAUCUUUGCAGAUUGGAGAAUUUUUGUUGUGUAUAAAAAUUGAUGAAAAAGGAUUAUAUAAUAGGACUUAUUUUUCUUGCAUAAUCUGAUAAAAAGGAAUGCAAAUAGAUAAAGAAAACAUUGUUAGAUCAAAAACAAAUUUCAGCUGCUUGGAAAAAGAACUACUAUAAAAUCAUUGUCUCUUAUUAUUGUUAUUAGAGAUUUUUAUCAUAUUUACUGUUACCUUUAUCUUGUGUACAUGUGGCUUGUUUCCAGUAAACAUCUAACUAUAACUGAA
This is a messenger RNA of Limulus polyphemus (Atlantic horseshoe crab), 8814 nucleotides long. RefSeq names its product intersectin-1-like (gene Dap160). The record is from RefSeq and is a predicted model, not a curated record. Gene Ontology annotation, cellular component: clathrin-coated pit; plasma membrane; intracellular vesicle. The transcript is spliced from 32 exons. Gene Ontology annotation, biological process: endosomal transport; clathrin-dependent synaptic vesicle endocytosis. Bases 120 to 3785 code for a protein of 1221 amino acids. Lineage: Eukaryota; Metazoa; Arthropoda; Merostomata; Xiphosura; Limulidae. Gene Ontology annotation, molecular function: guanyl-nucleotide exchange factor activity; protein binding; molecular adaptor activity.